Molecule: messenger RNA, 1211 nt
Organism: Daphnia magna
Lineage: Eukaryota; Metazoa; Arthropoda; Branchiopoda; Diplostraca; Daphniidae
Product: putative per-hexamer repeat protein 5
Exons: 5
Coding region: 1-897 (298 amino acids)
Source: RefSeq, a predicted model, not a curated record
AUGGAGAAUAAAAAGUUAUUUUCCACUUUUUGGGGAAGAAGCUGGGAAUUUGGAAGACAAAAAGUGGUUAUGGAAAUUUUUGGAGGCAAGAAAACAAUAAGAAAAUCUGUGUCGAACCCCUUGAUUGCAACGCAAGGAUUACAAGAACAACAGGUUUCUUCGAACGAUUCUUAUUCUGCUUCGUCAUUAACGCUCUGGGGGUUUUGUCUGGGUUGUAGCAGCAAGAUUUUUAUGGGUAGCAGAGACAGCAGAGGUUUAGCGGCUACCACAGGCUCACUGUCGCCGUCCUCAGUUUCAUCGCCAGGUACGUCUGCAACUCCCUCUACCUCCGGCUCACUGUCGCCGUCCUCAGUUUCAUCGCCAGCACUGGCUGGUUUCGUGCUUUCGUUGCUUUGGAUAGGACGUGCCAUAUCUCUGUUGGCCUGCUGCGGCUGUCUUGAAGUUAUUGGAGGUUUCAUGUCCGACAGUGGUGGAACAGGAGAUGAUUUUGUUGUGGCAGGUGUGGGAUUGAGAGUCGGCUUCGGCACUGGCUUCGGCACUGGCUUCGGCACUGGCUUCGGCACUGGGUUCGGCACUGGCUUCGGCACUGGCUUCGGCACUGGGUUCGGCACUGGCUUCGGCACUGGCUUCGGCACUGGCUUCGGUACUGGCUUCGGCACUGGCUUCGGCACUGGCUUAGGCACUGGCUUAGGCACUGGCUUAGGCACUGGCUUAGGCACUGGCUUAGGCACUGGCUUUGGCACUGGCUUAGGCACUAUCCUAGUGGGGUCGGGAGCCGGCUUUGAAGACGACUUGGGAGUAGGAUUUGCCGGUUGUUUUCUUGAGUCUUUUGUUGAAGACCUAGGUGGCGUCAACUUGGUGCUAUUUGUUUUCAUUUGCGUUGUAUAUUUACCUUGAACGUAUUCGGUUACCGCAGUCUGCCUUAUGUUGAUAAUGAGUCCCAUCGGUAAGUCGCAAACCUCCACGUUUACUUGCUCAACUCCAUAACAAUUGUAAUUACGUUCAAUUAAAUUUAAACCCAUCAAUCAAUAGACUUCAUAUAUUUUCAAACCAUGUUCUACAGUAAUAAUUAAAACCAACAAAUACAAGUCCUUACAAACGUCAGUAAACGAAGUGAAGUGAACGUCUGUAAGCUUGUACGCGUAAAGUUUGGGAGUCAGCAUCAUACGGUUUUAAUAACUGUAUGUUGAAUACACCAAAAAGGCCAGAAA